Messenger RNA from Miscanthus lutarioriparius, 612 nucleotides. NCBI's taxonomy places the organism in Eukaryota, Viridiplantae, Streptophyta, Magnoliopsida, Poales, Poaceae. The record is from the annotation of a GenBank genome assembly.
AUGUGGGGCCCACCCCUCCCUCUCCAUUCUCACGGCCACUCCCCCGACGCCUCCUCUCUCCGCGCGCAGCGGGGCGGGCGCUGCUCCCUCACGUGGCUCCCUCGCGGGCGUUGCUUCGGGCCGCGCUGGCGCUGCUCCACGCCGCGCACGCGGGCAUGGCCCGCCUCGUCGUGUCGCUCCACCUCCGGGGGGGCGGCCUGGCUGGACGAGUACAUGGACGAGGCGUCGCGGCUCUGCGACGCGUGCCGCGCGCUAUGGCUCGGCGCCACCGCCGUCGAGGGCUACGCUGGCAGCGCCGCCCAGCUCGCCUCGCUACUCAUCGUGUGCAGGCGCGAGGCCACGGCGCUCAAGGAGGAGAACCACGCGCUGGUGGAGACGCGCGUGGAGGCGCUGGCGCUGCGCCUCAGCGAGGACGUCCUCGCCGACACCAAGCUGGGCGGCUUCAACGGCUUCCGCGGCGUGCUGUGCGCCACCCGGAUGCUCACCUCCUUCCUGCUCACGCUCCUCUCGUGGGGCGUGCUCCACUACUGGCCCGCACCGAACGCGGGCGUCGGGGACUGCGCCGCCUACUUCGGCGCGCCGUUCGCGUCGGCGCUGUCCUGCGCGCAAUAG